CCAAAGGUGUCCUCAUCCUCUUUCCUAUGGCUCUCAGAUUUUAUAGCCAUAAUGGAUGUGUUCUUACUGUCGGAGCUGAAGCUUUUCUGCUGCAGGUGCUGGUGGUGGUAGUGUCUCUUCACCAACAACCUUUGAAUGUGAAGGGCGUAACAGAAAAGAGUGGAUGUGAUUACUUCCAAGGGAAUUGGGUUUACGAUAACUCUUAUCCUUUGUACGAUACCAGCAAAUGCGCAUUCAUCGAGAAGGAAUUCAACUGCCAAAAGAACGGUCGACCAGACAAGCUCUAUCUAAAAUACAAAUGGAAACCCAGUGGCUGCGAUUUGCCCAGGUUUGACGGCCAGGAUUUCUUGAGAAGAAACAAGGGGAAGAAAAUCAUGUUUGUGGGGGACUCCCUAAGCCUGAACCAGUGGCAGUCGCUGACAUGCAUGCUUUAUACAUCAGUGCCACACACCGCAUACACUGAUGUGAGAAGAGAAAGCCUCUCCAUUUUCACUUUCACGGAAUACAACGUUUCAUUGAUGCUCUUUCGAUAUGCAUUUCUAGUGGACAUAGUAGCUGAAAAGAUUGGCCGAGUUCUCAAACUUGACUCCAUUCAGGGAAGCAAAAUAUGGCAGGGUGCCGACACUCUUAUUUUCAAUUCCUGGCAUUGGUGGCUCCACACUGGAAGAAAGCAACCAUGGGACUAUAUUCAAGAAGGAAAUAAGUAUUACAAAGACAUGGAUCGCUUGGCUGCCUAUGAGAAGGGUUUGUCAACUUGGGCCAAAUGGGUAGACUCCAACGUUGAUCCUUCAAGAACCAGAGUCUUCUUCCAAGGGGUUUCUCCUGAUCACAUGAAUGGGAGCGAUUGGAAUGAGCCACAAGCAAAGAACUGCCAGGCGCAGAAACAACCAGUGUUUGGAUCAAGGUAUUCAGGGGGUCCACACCCUGCAGAGAUCAAAGUGAGAAAUGUGUUGAGUAGGAUGGUGAAACCAGUAUAUUUGCUCGACGUGACAAUGCUCUCACAACUAAGGAAAGAUGGACACCCCUCAGUUUAUGGCAGUGGUGGGCACUUGGACAUGGACUGUAGUCAUUGGUGCCUUGCGGGUGUUCCUGACACUUGGAACCAGAUCUUAUAUGCAACACUUAGCCAGCAUUAGAUUACAAAUCAGAGCAUAGAUUAAUUUUUCUGUUUCAAUGAAAUUUCUUGUUCCGAA
Molecule: messenger RNA, 1193 nt
Organism: Telopea speciosissima
Lineage: Eukaryota; Viridiplantae; Streptophyta; Magnoliopsida; Proteales; Proteaceae
Product: protein trichome birefringence-like 43
Exons: 5
Coding region: 27-1136 (369 amino acids)
Cellular component (GO): Golgi apparatus
Molecular function (GO): O-acetyltransferase activity
Source: RefSeq, a predicted model, not a curated record